UUUGGUGCCUGAGUGUGCAGUGUUCCGUGUGUAAAUUGAAACUGAAUUUGGAUAUAGUCAAGAGGUUAUCAAAUACUCUUGUUAUAUUUGUUAUCACUGUGUCUAUUUAAAAUUAUAUGUGGGACCUAGUUAUUGAUAUCAUAUGCAUGUACUUAAUUGAUUAUACAUGAUAUGCACCAGUUAUCGUGUAACGUUCAACGUUCAAAAAGUUGGGAUUUAAUUUUUUAUCAGACGUAAGGACAGUUCAGUUAUUUGUUAUUUAAUGAUAUUUUGCACAAAUCUGUGUAUAUAAGACGAAUGGAUUCCGCUACUGGUUGUGUGGUCCUGGUAACAGGGGGAUCUGGAUUUUUAGGACAACAUAUCGUGGGACUACUCCAAGAUCGUGCAGAUCACGUGACUGAAAUUAGAGUUCUUGAUGUCAUUCCAUAUGAAAAUAAGCUUGAUUACGUUGAAAGAAAACCCGUUAAGCAGUAUGUCGGAAGCGUGACUGACAAAGACCUAGUGAUGAGAGCAUGUCAGGGUGUUGACUGUGUAAUGCACGUGGCAAGUAUAGUGGAUACAUCACUUAUUCCAGACGAAGAAAAGAGUUACAGGAUAAAUGUUGAAGGAACGGAAAACGUAAUAGAUGCAUGUUUAAAGAAUGGAGUGAAGCGUCUUAUAUACUGUAGUUCGGCAGAAGUUGCGGCUGGGUCAAGAAACAUUUACGACGGUACUGAAGAAAAUACAGAAAUAGAAACUGAUCAGCUUUUCAAACCGUAUGGUGCAACAAAAACAGAAGCCGAACGGCUUGUGCUAGAAGCAAACAGCAAACAAUUAGGGACAAUUUCGUUACGACCAGUUGUUAUGUAUGGUGAAUUAGAAUGGAGGUCAAUAGGUGUUAUGGUGACUGGAUUCCUUGCAAAAACGUUUGGAUCUUAUGUCCGAGUUUAUUGCGGAAAAGGACUUUCUGAACAUGUGUAUGUUGGAAACGUUGCAUGGGGAUUCGUUUGUGCAGAAAUCAACCUCUAUCAAGACAAAGUAGACAAAGAAUCGACAGGGAAAGCAUACUUUAUAGCUGAUGGAUCUCCGAGAACUAGCAUCUGGUCUUUUAUGGAAGGCAUUGUGUCUGAAAUAGGUUUGAAACCUAUUGCAAUAUCGUUUCCAGUAUGGUUUAUUGUCAGUUUAUUGUACAUUUUGUUUUUUAUACUAAGUGUUAUAUCAAUAGUACAUAGAGUCAAUUUCUUCGUGGGAAUUCCCCCUUUUCAAGCUUUAGAGAGGAUAUUUCUAUUUAGAUAUGAGAAAGCCACUGAAAAACUGGGCUACAUUCCCAUUUAUAGCUAUGAGGAAGCUAAAACAAGAACGGUGAAUUAUUUUAAAUCAUAUGUGACUGUCUAGCUUAAAAGUUCUAGAGUUAGAAUGAUAUAUUUUAACAGUAUAUAACAACAUGGACAAGGUGUGUUAAUGCAUGGACAUACAACGAAUGUACCUUUCCAAACAAAUGAUGAGCUAGAAUGAAACAAAUUAGGAAUACUUCAUGUUCAUGAACAACCUUAGCUAUGAAAAAGACUGAAUCAUGUUUUUUUAUAACUGAUUACGAUUGUGUUUGUUAUUAUCUACUACAAUUUUGUAUGUUAAUUCUCUAUAGUUUCAUAAUGUACACUAGUAUUUUUUUAAUUUAUUGAAUCAUUUGUUGAUGGUUUAUUUGUAAAUUCAUAAUGCAUAUCCAAAAGCUCAGACCGAAAGUGGUAGACUACAGAAGAACAAUCACUGUACAUUUAUAUAGUAAAAUCAUUUAAAAUGAUUUCAUAUCGAUAAAUCUAUUUCAGUAUUAUAUAAAAACAUGGUGAAUGAUAUCUAAUACAUGAUAAAACAAUAACACAGUACAACAUAUAUGAGAAGUGAAACCACAUCAAUUACCUUAUACAGAGAAUAAAUCAAAGCAAUAAACUAAA
Ruditapes philippinarum (Manila clam) is the source of this 1931-nucleotide messenger RNA. Its product is annotated as 3 beta-hydroxysteroid dehydrogenase/Delta 5-->4-isomerase type 1-like. The transcript is spliced from 4 exons. Lineage: Eukaryota; Metazoa; Mollusca; Bivalvia; Venerida; Veneridae. Gene Ontology annotation, molecular function: 3-beta-hydroxy-Delta5-steroid dehydrogenase (NAD+) activity. The record is from RefSeq and is a predicted model, not a curated record. Gene Ontology annotation, biological process: steroid biosynthetic process. Bases 298 to 1374 code for a protein of 358 amino acids.